AUGGGUGAUUUUAAUGCUAUGUUCUUUCCUCAUGACGGUUUUGGGGGGUCCUCUCGUAGAAAUGCUGAUAUGUCUGAAUUCUAUUCUUGUGUGGAGGAUGUGGAGGUGUUUGACUUACAUUAUACGGGUAUCCAUUUCUCUUGGAACCAAAAGCCGAAUGAAGAGGGGGGUAUUAAGCGCAAGCUGGAUAGGGUGUUGGCUAAUAUGGAGUUUACUAGUAUGUUCCAUGAUGCCAAUGUCCAUUUUCUUCCAUCUGGUUAUCGGAUCACUCUCCGGCGGUUUUAUCUUUUAAAGGCGGCAUGCGGAAAAAGAUUUGGGGUUUUUAAUUUGAUAAUUUCUUGGUGGAGCAUCCGUCCUUUUUUGCAGGUUGUGAAAGAUGAAUGGUCAAAACAUGUAGAGGGGUCGUUCAUGUUUCGUAUGACAAGUCAUUUGAAAGCUCUCAAGACCCUUUUACAAAAGCUCCAAAACUCCUAUGGUAAUCUCUCGGAUCGGGUUUCUUGUUUGAAAUCAGAAUUAGAUGUGAUCCAGGUGGCAGUGGAUAAUAACCCCUCUAAUGUGGAAUUGGGAUUUGAUCUUGGCCAUCUUCGGCUUGCUUAUCAAAAAGCUUGCUGGGAUGAGGAAUGUGAGGCUAAACAGAGAGCAAAAGUUAAAUGGUUGAAUGAGGGUGAUUCGAACACUAAAUUCUUCCAUUGUGUGAUUAAAGAACGACGUCAUGCUAAUUUUAUUCAAUCUGUUUGCACUAGCCAGGGCAAUUAUGUGAAUGGAGAGGAUGUCCCUACUGUUUUUGUGGAUUAUUUUAAGGGUUUCUUGGUGCGCGGGAUGAGUUAG
Messenger RNA from Cynara cardunculus var. scolymus (artichoke), 828 nucleotides. RefSeq lists its product as uncharacterized. The coding region runs from base 1 to 828 and encodes 275 amino acids. The transcript has a single exon. The record is from RefSeq and is a predicted model, not a curated record. NCBI's taxonomy places the organism in Eukaryota, Viridiplantae, Streptophyta, Magnoliopsida, Asterales, Asteraceae.